UUUUUUUUCUAUAUUAUUUAUUUCAAUCAUAUAAAUAUAUCAUUAUUAUAGAUCCAUAAAAAAGAAUAGAUAUAUCGAUGGGAACAAAGCAUAGUAAAUCGAUUGCUUCUCAAGAUACCAAUCGCUCACGUGAAAGAUCAUUACAUGUGCAAUCUAGUCCAUCUAUCAUACUGGAUGGUCGAAUAUAUCAUGAUAUUGGCUCUAGCGCUUAUUGUUUACCACGAGAUGAAUUAGAACAAGAUCGAUUAAAUUCGCAACACUUUUCUCUCAAAGUUAUAUUUAAUGGAAAUGUUUUACCUAUUAUUGCAACCUCUUUGGCGCAGGAAGCCAAGAUUCUUGAUAUUGGAUGUGGAUCAUCUACAUGGUGUUUAGAAAUGGCGCUUGAUUAUCCUCGUUCUCAGAUUCGAGGGUUAGAUAUGGCAGAUAUGUUUCCCACGACUAUUCGACCACAAAACGUUACAUUUGAUUUACAUAAUGCUUUGGAAGGACUUCCUUAUGAAAAUAACUCUUUUGAUUUGAUACAUAUGCGACUUUUAAUCACUGCUUGGCGUGUAGAAGAAUGGAGUUUUAUAUUGAAAGAAAUUUAUCGUGUCCUGAAACCUGGAGGUUAUGUACAACUCGUGGAAUCGGACUUUACAGUAACACAAAAGAGUCCUAUGGUGGAAAUGUUCAACAAAACAUUAUAUACAACUAUACAGCAACGUGGCCUUGAUCCUUUUAUCGUGAAGCAUUUGGAUACAUUAUUACCAGAACAUGGAUUUCAAAUAGUUGAAAAGGAACUGAAAUUAGUAAACUAUGGUGAAAAAGGUAAUCCGAUUUCCCAAGAAAUGUUAUGGAAUUGGAAAAGUGCUAUGAAGGCAAUGAAACCUAUUCUAGCUCAUCAUUUACUUCGACAACCUGAAGAAUACGAACGAUUUAUUGAUCGAUAUAUUCAAGAAUGUGAACAGUUUGGUCUCUUUUUACAAAUCGGUGCUUUUGCCGCAAGAAAAUCUGUCUGAUAGAUAUUGUUGUUUAUUAUCACUAUUCCACCUUUCAUCAUAAUCACAUACACACAUUCCAUUCUUUUAGUUAUUUCCUUACUUUUAUAUGUAUAUUCAAUAUGCUUCUUCACUUUAUUAGUCAUUUGAUUCAUUAGUAUAGCACAUUCAUUCAUAUCCUCUCACUUUUUUUUUUAAUUCUUAUUUCAAGUAAUAUUACGAAAAAAAAAGAUACUUUUAUAUAUGCAAUAAUAA
Molecule: messenger RNA, 1232 nt
Organism: Halteromyces radiatus
Lineage: Eukaryota; Fungi; Mucoromycota; Mucoromycetes; Mucorales; Cunninghamellaceae
Product: S-adenosyl-L-methionine-dependent methyltransferase
Exons: 6
Coding region: 78-998 (306 amino acids)
Molecular function (GO): methyltransferase activity
Source: RefSeq, a predicted model, not a curated record